Molecule: messenger RNA, 571 nt
Organism: Suncus etruscus (white-toothed pygmy shrew)
Lineage: Eukaryota; Metazoa; Chordata; Mammalia; Eulipotyphla; Soricidae
Product: A-kinase-interacting protein 1-like
Exons: 2
Coding region: 1-543 (180 amino acids)
Biological process (GO): regulation of non-canonical NF-kappaB signal transduction
Cellular component (GO): nucleoplasm
Source: RefSeq, a predicted model, not a curated record
AUGGCCCCUGGAUAUGAGACUGGGAAGGCACCAGAAAUAGGUGAAAUGUUUCCAUUCUACAAGCUUGGUGAGAGGGUGAGCAGCAAUGAUAUAAAUUUGCUGAAUUCGAAAAGCGCAUGCGCCUUAAGUAGUUGCUGGAGAGAAGAAAGACACCCAACCCUCAGUGCUUCCUUCAGAACAAUGGCUGAGUUCAUGGACUAUACUUCGAAUCAGUGUGGGAAAUAUUACUCAUCUAUGCCAGAGGAAGGAUGUGCCACCCAUGUCCACCGUUUCCACAGAGAGAAGUCAGAGAUGCACUUGUGUUCAGACAGAGGGAAUGGUCAUCAGAGAAAAGACACAUCCCCUGACCUUGGAAACCUCUAUCAACCAACUGAGUCUACUCUCAAGGCAUCCCAGCCCGCUGAGAACAUCUCUAAGGACCUCUACAUAGAAGUAUUUCCAGGGACCUACUCUGUGACCGUGUGUUCAAAAGGCUUAAUCCAGAAGACUCAUGUGGUGGCAGUGAAUUCAGGACAGAAUGUGGACUUGGUCUUCCCUGCAUGAUGCUGAUCUUUACAGCCAUCAUGUUUCC